Molecule: messenger RNA, 372 nt
Organism: Henningerozyma blattae CBS 6284
Lineage: Eukaryota; Fungi; Ascomycota; Saccharomycetes; Saccharomycetales; Saccharomycetaceae
Gene: CYB5
Product: Cyb5p
Exons: 1
Coding region: 1-372 (123 amino acids)
Biological process (GO): sterol biosynthetic process
Cellular component (GO): intracellular membrane-bounded organelle; endoplasmic reticulum membrane
Molecular function (GO): heme binding
Source: RefSeq, a predicted model, not a curated record
AUGUCCAAAUUAUACUCCUACGAAGAAAUCGCCGCCCACAACACUACAGAAAGUGCCUGGAUCAUCAUAAAGGAUAAAGUCUACGACGUUACCAAGUUCCUCGAUUCCCAUCCAGGUGGGGACGAGAUCAUCCUUGAACUAGCAGGCCAAGACGCCACUCAAGAUUUCGAAGACAUUGGCCAUUCCAACGACGCCUUGGAAUUCCUAGACGCCUUGCUACUCGGCCCCGUCGAUUUGAAAAGUCCCAAAGCCGUCCCACAACCAGAUGCUAAGAAUGCCAAAAACGAUCCAAAUGCUCUUCAAGGUAAUGGUGCCAUCGUCAUCGUUGCUGCAGUAAUCUUCUUUGCAACUGCAAUCUACAUGUCUCAUUAA